GUGUAAACUGUUGUCGGGAGGUGGACAAAAAUGUCUGAGCGCGUCAAAGAGAAGACAGUCAGCGCCGCCAGAUUUUUGCUACGUAUUGUUAAGCGCUCGUUAUAUCGUGGAAUACCUAACCUGCUGAUCUAUUAACACAGCGUUUUAAGGCACAUUUAAGGUGGCUUUAGGCACUUAGAGCUGUGCAUCUCAGAAGAGGUGAGAAAAGCAUUAGACUGAAAAAUAUUUUUUUGCUUCCAACCGAGCUGUUUUUCUCACUCUCCCAUCUGUUGGAGGACUUACGCCAAGGCUGUUUCAUAAUUGCAGAUUCAUUUUUUUUUUUUUUUUUUCUCACCAAUGCUAAGACAGACACUUGCUCUUGGUUAAGAUACUUCAAACAUCACUUGGCACCUUUUGGAAAAACUGUGGUUGUAGCCGCCUGACUCCUCAGAGACGGGUGGGUUUCCACUCAACUUUUUUGUCUCAUCAGUAGAUUUAUCUCAGUCGUUUCUGUCAGUCAGCUCACAACAAUGAUCCACUUGUGCAAAGACAGUAGUCCCACUUAAAAAUCGUAGGAUCCUUUUGUUCACCUUGGCUGAUUCUUCAGCUGUGUCCUAAUCUAAUAUGAGUUAUGAGAACUCUAAAUCAUUGGCCAGCACCAACACUCGGGGGCGAGUAGCUGCUGUGGAAAACACUGAGCUAGAAACAGACUCUGCAGGAUUAAACUCCCCAAAACCCAACAGUGGUCAGCUCAGUACCAAUGUCACCAACCAGGACCGAGCUGUUGGCGCCAGAGGAGGUUCUUCUCCCAGCAGUGGCUCGCCCAGCAACCGGAGGGGUCCCACCUCCGACGAUAUGGACGGCCUCUCCAGCGGGAAUGACUCUGGAGAGAGGGAGAGCGAGGGUGGAAUGGAGAGGGAGAACGGGUCCCGCGGGCGCCAGUCCACACGCAGCUCGCAAAGCUCAUCGAACGGCAAGGACUCGGGCAUGAUUGAAACCACAGACAGCAACAAGAGCUCCAACUCACCCCCCAGCAGCUCACUGGCCUACAGCCUGCUGUCAGCAAGCUCCGAGCAGGACCCACCGUCCACGUCCGGCUGCAGCAGCGACCAAUCGGCGAGGCUUCAGACCCACAAAGAGCUAAUGAAGGCUAUCAAGGAGCUCAAGCUCCGCCUGCCAGCCGAGCGCAAGAACAAGGGCCAGUCCAGCACCAUAACCGCUCUCAAAUAUGCCCUGCAAUGUGUGCGACAGGUUCGAGCCAACAAGGAGUACUACCACCAGUGGAGUGUGGAAGAGUGCCACGGCUGCAGCCUGGACUUAUCUACGUUCACAAUAGAGGAACUGGACAAUAUCACCUCAGAGUACACCCUAAAAAACACCGACACCUUCUCCAUGGCGGUGUCGUUCCUAUCUGGGAAAAUUGUGUAUGUGUCACCCCAAGGAUCAUCUCUGCUGCGCUGUAAACCUGAGUGUCUGCAGGGGACGAUGUUUUCUGAGCUUUUGGCCCCGCAGGACAUCAGCACGUUCUACAGCAGCACGGCGCCCUGCCGCCUGCCUUCUUGGGCUUCCUGCAUCGGUUCCGCUCCUCCUCUGGUUGACUGCACUCAGGAGAAGUCCAUGUUCUGUCGAAUCAGUGCCGACCGGAGCCGAGGCGGUGAGAUCCGCUACUACCCCUUUCGCCUCACGCCGUACCAACUGACCAUCAGAGACUCUGACGCUGCCGAGCCGCAGCCCUGCUGCCUGCUCAUAGCCGAGAGGGUCCACUCUGGAUACGAAGCUCCCAGAAUUCCACCCGAUAAGAGGAUCUUUACCACCAGCCACACCCCCAGCUGCCUUUUCCAGGAUGUUGACGAGAGGGCAGUGCCGUUGUUGGGCUAUCUGCCUCAGGACUUGGUGGGAACUCCCAUCCUGCUCUACAUCCACCCUGAAGACAGGCCCACGAUGGUGGCUAUACAUGAAAAGAUCUUUCAGUUUGCCGGACAGCCGUUUGACUAUUCACCUCUGAGGAUGUGCGCCCGCAAUGGGGAAUACCUCACCAUCGACACCAGCUGGUCUUCAUUUGUCAACCCCUGGAGUCGGAAGGUGUCAUUCAUUGUCGGGCGGCACAAAGUCAGAACGAGUCCACUGAAUGAAGAUGUGUUCACCACGCCAGCGAGCUGCGAGAGCCGGACCGCCAUGCCCGAUGUCGUCCAGCUGAGCGAGCAGAUCCACCGGGUCCUGGUGCAGCCGGUGCACAGCGGCAGCUCUCAGGGCUAUAGCUCGCUCGACUCCAGCGGCUCGCGGGGAUCUCGCCACUCGCAUCAGCAGCACCUCAGCGCCUCGGCCACCUCCUCCAGCGACAGCAACAGCCCAGUCGCGGAAGACGCCGUCGCCAUGGUGGCCGCACACAAACCGAUGACCUUCCAGCAGAUUUGCAAAGACGUUCACAUGGUGAAGACUAACGGACAGCAGGUUUUCAUCGAGUCCCGCAACCGGCCACCGCCCAGGAAACAAAUCCACGCAGGUGCAGCGAGCACCUUCAGUGACCCAGUCAGAGGCCUGAUAGCCGACAUGACAAAACCUCCACACACCCUGGUACCUGCACCUCUGGUACAGAAGGAGCCUCCUACUGCCUACUCAUACCAGCAAAUCAACUGUCUGGACAGCAUCAUAAGGUAUUUGGAGAGCUGCAACAUUCCAAACACAGUUAAAAGGAAAUGCGGUUCGUCUUCCUGCACCACCUCAUCCACCUCAGACGAUGACAAACAGCAGGAGGUUAACGGCAGCACUAAAGUUGCUUCAGUUGGCCUGGUGGGGGAGCCACCUCCUCUGCCUCCGCUGACCUUGGUCAAAAAGGCAAAGAGCGUUGCCUCCGUCACAUCCCAGUGUAGUUUCAGCAGCACCAUCGUCCACGUGGGAGACAAGAAGCCGCCUGAGUCUGAUAUCGUCAUGGAGGAGGCUCCUACCACUCCUACGCUGCCUUGUCCGACCACGACAGCAACACCGCUCGCUAACACGGCAGUUACCUUGCCUCCACCUCUGCCGCCGCCACAAGCCGCCCACCCAGAGUGGGACAGCCGGAGAAGUUCAAGUGUCAGCGGCGGAGGAGGCCGUCUGGGUCUGACGAAGGAGGUGCUGUCCGCCCACACGCAGCAGGAGGAGCAGGCGUUCCUCGACCGCUUCAAGGACCUGAGCAAGCUCCAUGUUUUUGACCAGACUGCUUCUUCGACUGUGCACUGCCAAACCGCAACUGCCAACCCGCUGUCACGAGGAGUUCGAUGUUCUCGUGACUACCCAGCUGCAGGAGGCAGCACCAGUCAUCGCCGUGGCCGCGGCGGUAAGAGGCUCAAGCAUCAAGAGUCAUCUGACCAGCACAGUUCCGUGGGACUAACCGGGACCCACAGAGGUCCCACAACCUGCACAGCUCCCAUGGCUCACAACAUGCCCCUCGCACCCCCCACAAACUCUUCCUCGUGGCCCUCUGUUGGCUCACAGACCAGCAUCCCCUCUGCCCCUUUUGCCCCAGGCAUGCUUCCAUUCUACCCAGUUUACCCACCGCUCACGCAGCUUGUGCCCUUCGCAGACCCGACACGUUUCAACACAGCCCAGGUGGUUCCCCCCAUGAUGGCGUUCGUUCUACCCAACUACAUGUUCCCCCAAAUAGGAGCGCCCGUCUCUCAGCCAGGUGCCACCCUCGGCCAGUUCUACAACCCCAACUUUGGUUACCCCGUAGCUGCCCCACCUGCAGCGCCCGCUAUUAUCCCUAACCCCGUGCCCAUUCCAGGCGCUUGUGCCCUGUCCCGCAGCAGCACCCCACAGUCCAACACUCAGACUCCCCUUGAGCGUGAGGGAGUUGAAUCUCCACUCUUCCAGUCCCGAUGCUCCUCCCCUCUCAACCUGCUGCAGCUGGAGGAGUCACCUAGCAACCGGUUGGAGGUUGCCACGGCACUGGCAGCAUCACAGCAGGCGACACCUUCUGUGCAGGGCGGAGCAGCUGGGGUGCAGAGCUCGACCAACCAGAGGAGCUCUGACGACGUGUCCAAGGAGAAUGAAAAUGGCGAAACCAAUGAAUCCAACGACGCCAUGUCCACCUCCAGUGACCUGCUCGAUCUGCUGCUGCACGAAGACUCUUGCUCAGGGACCGGAUCAGCGGCUUCUGGAACGGGGUCCUCGGGCACGAGGUCCUCGGGUUCUGGGUCCGGCUCUAAUGGCUGCAGCUCCUCUGGCACCAGCGGCAUGAGCAGCAGCCGGGGCAGCCACACCAGCAAGUACUUUGGAAGUAUUGACUCAUCAGAGAAUGACCACUCCCGCAAAGAGCCAGCAGGGGGCAGCAGUAGCGCAGUGGGAGAUGGAGAGGAGCAGUUUAUUAAAUGUGUCCUACAGGAUCCCAUUUGGCUGCUAAUGGCCAACACCGAUGAGAAGGUCAUGAUGAGAUACCAGCUGCCUGUGAGAGACAUGGAGACGGUGCUGCGAGAGGACCGUGAGGCCCUGAGCAGUAUGCAGAAACACCAGCCGCGCUUCAACGAGGAGCAGAAGAAGGAGCUCAGCCAGGUGCACCCGUGGAUCCGCACAGGGCGCCUCCCCCGAGCCAUCAACGUCUCUAGCUGUGCAGGGUGCAGGUCUCCCCCCUGCGCGCCUCCCGCUGCCCCGUACGACGUGGAGAGCCACGAGAUGGAGCUGUGCAGCGUGCUGAAGACCCUGGAGGCGGCGACCUCCAGCAACACCAAGAAAUAUCUGUCCGAGUCUGACUCGGCCAUGGAUGAAGGCCAUCAGGAGGACAAAGAGGAGGAGUCAGGAGUAGAGAACAGAAACAAAAGGCAAGACGAGGAGCAGAGUACGUCCUCGGAAAGUGCGGAAGAGAAGACGGGAGCUGCGAUGACAUAUUAAUCAACAGCCAAAAAUGAAGAACGUCCAAA
Molecule: messenger RNA, 4874 nt
Organism: Thalassophryne amazonica
Lineage: Eukaryota; Metazoa; Chordata; Actinopteri; Batrachoidiformes; Batrachoididae
Gene: per1b
Product: period circadian clock 1b
Exons: 20
Coding region: 604-4845 (1413 amino acids)
Biological process (GO): entrainment of circadian clock by photoperiod; circadian regulation of gene expression; negative regulation of transcription by RNA polymerase II
Cellular component (GO): nucleus; cytoplasm
Molecular function (GO): transcription corepressor binding; transcription cis-regulatory region binding
Source: RefSeq, a predicted model, not a curated record